Messenger RNA from Mus pahari (shrew mouse), 776 nucleotides. RefSeq names its product Z-DNA binding protein 1 (gene Zbp1). Gene Ontology annotation, biological process: positive regulation of type I interferon-mediated signaling pathway. The record is from RefSeq and is a predicted model, not a curated record. Lineage: Eukaryota; Metazoa; Chordata; Mammalia; Rodentia; Muridae. The coding region runs from base 142 to 705 and encodes 187 amino acids. The transcript is spliced from 4 exons. Gene Ontology annotation, molecular function: RNA binding; DNA binding; double-stranded RNA adenosine deaminase activity. Gene Ontology annotation, cellular component: nucleus.
AUUUGUUUCCGGGAUGGCAGCAGCUGGUGUCUGCUGGUCCAAGCAACCACUCUUUCCUGUGGAUUCAGAGCCCCAGGCCUGACCACAGUUGCCAGAAUCUACCACCCCCUGCCCCAAAGGCGCCCCCAGGCUGCUGUGAGCAUGGCAGAAGAUCCUGUUGACUCGAGCACAGGAGACAAUCUGGAGCAACAGAUCCUGCAGGUGUUGAGCGAUGACGGUGGCCCUAUGAAGACAGGCCAGCUGGUGAAGAAAUGCCAAGUGCCCAAGAAAACCCUCAAUCAAGUCCUUUACCGCCUGAAGAAGGAGGGCAGAGUGUCAUCUCCAGGCCCUGCAACAUGGCAGAUAGGCGGGGCUGCUUCCAGAGAUGGGGCUCCUGCAAUCCCCGAGGACUCCAGUGCCCAACCUAGCCUUGAGGAAAGAAUAAUAAGAUUCCUGGAAGCCAAUGGGCCUCACAGGGCGCUGCCUAUUGCCAAGGCUCUGGGAAUGACGACAGCCAAAGAAGUGAACCCAGUCCUGUAUUCCAUGAGGAAUAAGCACCUUCUGACCUAUGACAAACAGAUGUGGAAGAUCUACCACUCAAGUCAGGAAGGCCAAGAGACAGUCUUACCGUGUAGCCCUGGCUGUCCUAGAACUCACCAUGUAGACCAAGCUGGCCUUGAACCCACAGAGAUCUGCUUGCUUCUGCCUAUUAAAUUCUGGGAUUAAAGCACCACUACACCUGGAAAAAAUAUCUUUUAAAGCCAGAAAAAUAAAUGAACAUUUAAAGAACGCAUAUC